Hyla sarda is the source of this 1059-nucleotide messenger RNA. RefSeq names its product platelet glycoprotein IX-like. The coding region runs from base 256 to 870 and encodes 204 amino acids. NCBI's taxonomy places the organism in Eukaryota, Metazoa, Chordata, Amphibia, Anura, Hylidae. The record is from RefSeq and is a predicted model, not a curated record. Gene Ontology annotation, molecular function: protein binding. The transcript is spliced from 3 exons.
CCAGAAGUGGUGUUGUGUAGGUCCAAAAGGUCAACCCAAGGACAACUCCCAGCAAGACAGCCCCAGCUAACCAGGUGACCUGCAGCUUUACCAAUGGGCUUCUGGCUCAGCCCCCCUUUAUAAGAGGGGCAGCCAUUAUAAUCUCUCUCUUCCACCACUCUUGAUCCUGAGGCACAGUAAAGACCAGACGUCUCAGAGAUAGUUUCCAGCACAUCUGGAGGCCUCAAGCUUACCUACAGCCACAUGCCAGCAUAAAUGGCGUGGAAUAAAAUCUCUACAUACCUCCAGCUCUUGGUAUUGGUUCAGCUGUGUAAAUGCAGCAUUGAUUCAUGUCCAACACCUUGCAGCUGUUUUCCAUUGCAAACAAGAGGACUUAUUGUAAACUGCAGCUCAAGGAACCUUAAAGAUGUGCCAGAUCUCCCCGUGAUCACUGUACGGCUGUAUUUGCAGAAUAACCUUAUAACAUCUGUUUCUCCUGGAGCACUUGACCACUUGGUCAGCCUCCAGGAGGUCGAUGUAUCCAGCAAUCCUUGGAAUUGUGAUUGUCAAAUUCUGUACCUGAAAAGCUGGCUGGACGCAAUACCGUUGCAGAGGAACGCAGCUAACCUAAGAUGUGCAACCCCAAAUACAGUAUCAAUGAAACCAUUCCAGAACCUCACUGGAAAUGAUAUGACUUCAUGUAGAAGAACGUGGCCUAUCAAGUGUAGAAAAUUCUUUGUACGAGACCUUUAUAUGAUCGGUCUUGUUGUGUUGGUGCUUAUAUUGAUGUCCUAUGUAGUUCGAAUGGCAAGAAAACUGGCUUGUCGUGUUGCAGUAACUACUGCCUUUCAAUACAAAAAGGCCCUAAAUGAAAGCUUCAAGUCAAAGUAAUACAAAACCUGACUGCAAUGGUCGAUUAUAAAUAGGACACCUAGGAUCUGCCAUUAGAAGGGCAGUUCUGUAUUCUAUGUCUUCAUCACAAAUUGUACGAAUUUAAUGAAUGUUAAGCCAUGUUUAUUUUGAGGGAUAUAUGGGGGCUGAAUUUGUUUUUGUUUGAUUGUGGUUAGAAAAAUCAUUUCA